Molecule: messenger RNA, 2137 nt
Organism: Neofelis nebulosa (Clouded leopard)
Lineage: Eukaryota; Metazoa; Chordata; Mammalia; Carnivora; Felidae
Product: leucine-rich repeat-containing protein 37A3-like
Exons: 2
Coding region: 1022-2137 (371 amino acids)
Source: RefSeq, a predicted model, not a curated record
GGUUAAACCUCUUCCAGUGCAGCAGGAUGUCCCUGCUCAAUCUCCUAUUCCCCCUGAGAAAGUUGAAUUUUCUCCAGCUCAGUCCAAGCAACUUUCCCAGUCUCCAGAGUCCCCUGAAGAUGAGUCUUCUCCAGGCCAACAAGAGGUCCUAGCUCAGACUCCAGACCCCCCUAAGGCUGUGGAACCUGCUUCAGGCCAACAGGAGGCCCCAGCUCAGUCUGUAGUCCCCCAGCUGGCCCCAGCUCAGCCUUCAGAGCCUCCUGAGAAGGUAGAACCAUCUCCAGUUCAGCAGGAAGUCCCAGCUCAGCCUUCAGAGCCCCCUAAUGAGGCAGAAUCUUCUCCAACCCCGCAGGAGGCCCUGGUUCAGUCUCCUGUCCCCCAGCAGGCCCCAGCUGUAUCUCCUGAGCCCCCUAAGGAGGUAGAACCUUCUCCCACACUGCAGGAGGCCCCAGCUCAGCCUUCAGAGCCCCCUAAUGAGGCAGAGUCUCCAACCCAGCAGGUGGCCCCAGCUCAGUUUCCAGUCCUCCAGGAGUCCCCAGCUAUAUCCCCUGAGCCCCCUAAGGAGGUGGAACCUUCUCCCACACCUCAGGAGGCCCCAGCUCAGCCUUCAGAGCCCGGUAAUGAGGCAGAAUCUUUUCCAACUCGGCAGGAAGCCCCAGUUGUAUCCCCUGAGCCCCCUAAGGAGGUAGAACCUUCCACACAGCAGGAGGCCCCACUUCAGCCUUCAGAGGCCCCUGAGAAGGUAGAACCAUCUCCAAUUCUGCAGCAGUCUCCAACUCAACCUCCGGAGGCCUCUAAGGAGGCAGAAACUCCUCCAGCCCAGCAGGAGGCCCCAGUUCAGCCUCCAGAGCCACCUGAGGAGGUUGUAGCACAACCUCCAGUCCAUAAAGAGGUGACAGUUCCACCUCUAGGACAAGAGCAAGCUCAGCAUCCAAACUUGCCCAGUGUUACUGUUCAGCCUGCUGACCUGGAGCUUACUGUAACUCCAGAACCUACUGUGGAGGCUGAGCAUUCUACAAUCAUGCAGCAGACUAUAGCUCCUCCAGAGGACACUGAGGUGACAUUUCCACAUUCAGAGCACAUUCAGCAUCCAACCUUAACUAAAGUCACAGUUAAACCUUUGGACCCAGGGCUUACCAUAACUCCAGAAUCCACUACAGAGACUGAACCUUCUCUAACCAUGCAAGAGACCCCAGCCCAGCCUCCAGAGCCACCUAAGGAGGUUGUUCAGUAUCCAUCCCAACAGGAAGUGACAGUUCCUACUCCAAGUAAGGAUCAAGGUCAGCAACCAACAUUGCCCAGUGUCACAGCUCAUCAUGUGGACUUGGGGCUUACCAUAACUCCAGAACCUACUACAGAGGCUGAACAUUCUACACCCAUGAAGGAGACUACAGCUCCUCCUCCAAAGGACCUUGAGGUGACACUUGCACAUCCAGAGCAGGUUCAGAGUCAGCAUCCAAACCUGACUGAAGUCACAGUUCCACCUAUGGACCUGGAACUUACUGUAACUGCAGGAUCCAGUGUGGAGACUGAACCUUCUCCAACCAUGCGAGACACCCCAACUCAGCCUCCAGAGCCACCUAAGGAGGUUGUAGUUCAGUAUCCAUUCCAGCAGGAAGUGACAGUUCCAACUCCAAGUAAGGAUCAAGGUCAGCAUCCAGCAUCACCCAUCAUCUCAUUUCGUCAUGUGGGGCUUACUAUAACUCCAGAACCUAUUACAGAGGCUGAACAUUCGACAACCCUGAAGAAGACUACAACUCCUCCCCCAAAGGACCUUGAGGUGACACUUGCACAUCCAAAACAGGUUCAGAGGCAACAUCGAAACCUGACUGAAGUCACGGUUCCACCUAUGGACCUAGAAAUUCCUGUAAGUCAGCAACCAGAGUCAUUUGAGACAGGUUUUCCUCCAACAACUCAACAUCCUGUGGUGCAUUUUGUAAACUAUACCUCAGAAAAGGCAUACACAACUUUAACUUGGCAACCAGAACAGAAUGCCACCACAAACCUCAAAAUAUGUGAGCUCUGUACCUGCAAAGGUGAGACACUGUCGUGUGUUGGUCUCAGCGUACAGCAGAGGCUCCGCAGAGUGCCCGUGCUGGAGCCCGACACCUACAACGGCACCUUCACCAUCUUGUAA